This is a messenger RNA of Phyllostomus hastatus (greater spear-nosed bat), 6568 nucleotides long. It is a transcript of the gene APBB2, whose product is annotated as amyloid beta precursor protein binding family B member 2. The record is from RefSeq and is a predicted model, not a curated record. Gene Ontology annotation, biological process: regulation of DNA-templated transcription. Gene Ontology annotation, cellular component: cytoplasm; nucleus. The transcript is spliced from 20 exons. Gene Ontology annotation, molecular function: transcription factor binding; amyloid-beta binding. Bases 725 to 3010 code for a protein of 761 amino acids. Lineage: Eukaryota; Metazoa; Chordata; Mammalia; Chiroptera; Phyllostomidae.
GGAGAAGUGGAAUCUCGCUGGCGUUGCUCCCAGCUCGGGACUCGCGGAGUGGCACUGGGCAUGCUCAGUCGCCGGAGCCCGUCCUAGGCUCAAGUAGGAGGAAGCUCGUGUGCUGCACCCGCAGCUGAUCCGGGCGCUUGGUGGAGGGCGAGACUGGAGCGGAGCUGUCGGGCGCCGUAGCCGAGGCGAACACUGCGCACACCACCGGAAAAAUCAGUUACUUCUCUAAUCGUUGAGCCUUCUGUCCUGAGAAUGCGCUCAGCAUCAUUACAGAGGAUAAGCUCCCACCGCCAGGGGUUGGAGCUGCUUGGGUGAGCUGCUGCGGCCCAUAGCCAAGCAUGCUGUGGUCGGAUCUGCCCAGCUGUGGAACAGAAACAUUUGCUGGAUGGAAAAUCCAUAAAAGAAAGCUGCUGUGAAAGCCUGAGACAGACCAUAACUUAAGCAAAAUCAGAUAUACUUGGCCUUGCCCGACCUCAUUGAGUGAUUACUGGUGACAAAACUUUGUGGGAAAAGGGAACUUGUCUUCUGAGCUUUGUACCAAAGACCUGGGCAAACCAACCCUCUCAGCCUUUCCCGAGUACUUGGAAACGGCCGAGGCCCCUGCCGAUCGAUGUGCUGACUGGUCGCUAUGGGCAGACGGUCCGCGGAGGCUCACUGUCGCCCAGGCAGCUCCUAUUUCAAAUUAUAACCCAUUUCCUGCACCAUUGCUGACGUCCAGUGAUCCAUGUCAGAAGUACUUCCAGCCGACUCAGGUGCAGACACUGUGGCGGUGUUUAUGGCCAGCAGCGGAACCACGGAUGUCACGAAUCGGAACAGCCCGGCCACCCCACCAAAUACCCUCAACCUCCGUUCCUCCCACAAUGAACUGCUGAACGCUGAAAUCAAGCACACAGAGGCCAAGAACAGCACACCCCCCAAAUGCAGGAAGAAAUACGCACUAACUAACAUCCAGGCAGCCAUGGGCCUCUCGGACCCAGCAGCGCAGCCCCUGCUGGGGAACGGCUCCGCCAACAUCAAGCUGGUGAAGAACGGGGAGAACCAGCUCCGGAAGGCUGCGGAGCAGGGCCAGCAGGACCCCAACAAAAAUGUCAGUCCCCCUGCGGUCAUCAACAUAACUUCUGAGAAGUUAGAAGGUAAAGAGCCCCACCCACAGGAUUCCUCGGGCUGUGAAAUUUUACCCUGCCAGCCCCGGCGAACCAAGAGCUUCCUAAAUUACUAUGCAGACCUGGAAACCUCAGCCAGGGAACUAGAGCAGGACUCGAGUGGCCAGCACGGGGUUGCGGGGGAGAAGGCCCUGCCGGGCCAGGGCCAGGCCUCCACCAUCAUUGGGAAUGGUGAGGUGCCGCUGCAGAAACCAAACCAACCCCAGUUCAGCCCCGAAGACGGCCAGGUAGCCACAGUGUCGUCCAGCCCGGAGACCAAGAAGGAUCAUCCUAAAACAGGGGCCAAGACGGACUGUGCACUGCACCGGAUCCAGAACCUGGCGCCCAGCGACGAGGAGUCCAGCUGGACCACACUGUCCCACGACAGCGCCUCACCCAGCUCCCCGGACGAGACAGCAGAUAUAUGGAGUGAUCAGUCAUUUCAGACCGACCCAGAUUUGCCUCCUGGCUGGAAAAGAAUCAACGACGUGGCCGGGACCUAUUACUGGCACAUCCCCACGGGAACGACGCAGUGGGAACGCCCCGUCUCGGUCCCAGCGGAUCUUCAGGGCUCUAGGAAAGGGUCCCUUAGCUCUGUAACGCCAUCUCCCACCCCUGAGAACGAGAAACAGCCAUGGAGUGAUUUUGCUGUUCUGAAUGGGGGAAAGAUUAAUAGUGACAUUUGGAAGGAUUUGCACGCAGCCACAGUGAACCCGGACCCCAGUCUAAAAGAGUUUGAAGGAGCAACACUGCGCUAUGCGUCUUUGAAACUCAGAAAUGCCCCACAUGCUGAUGAUGACGAUUCUUGUAGUAUCAACAGUGACCCAGAAGCCAAGUGUUUCGCUGUGCGCUCGCUGGGAUGGGUAGAGAUGGCAGAGGAGGACCUCGCCCCCGGGAAGAGCAGUGUCGCCGUCAACAACUGCAUCCGGCAGCUCUCUUACUGCAAAAACGACAUCCGGGAUACAGUCGGCAUUUGGGGAGAGGGCAAGGACAUGUACCUGAUCCUGGAGAACGACACGCUCAGCCUGGUGGAUCCCAUGGACCGCACCGUGCUGCACGCGCAGCCCAUCGUGAGCAUCCGCGUGUGGGGCGUGGGCCGCGACAACGGCCGAGAGAGAGAUUUUGCUUAUGUAGCAAGAGACAAAGAUACAAGAAUUUUGAAAUGUCAUGUAUUUCGAUGUGACACACCAGCAAAAGCCAUCGCCACAAGUCUCCACGAGAUCUGUUCCAAGAUUAUGGCCGAACGGAAGAACGCCAAAGCCCUGGCCUGCAGCUCCUUACAGGAAAGGACCCAUGUGAACCUCGAUGUCCCCUUACAAGUAGAUUUCCCAACACCAAAGACCGAGCUGGUGCAGAAGUUCCACGUGCAGUACCUGGGCAUGCUGCCCGUCGACAGACCAGUCGGAAUGGAUACCCUGAACAAUGCCAUAGAAAGUCUAAUGACCUCAUCCAACAAGGAGGACUGGCCAUCGGUGAACAUGAACGUGGCCGAUGCCACUGUGACUGUCAUCAGUGAAAAGAACGAAGAGGACAUCCUAGUGGAGUGCCGUGUGCGGUUUCUGUCCUUCAUGGGCGUCGGGAAGGACAUCCACACCUUUGCCUUCAUCAUGGACACCGGGAACCAGCGCUUUGAGUGCCACGUCUUCUGGUGCGAGCCCAACGCCGGCAACGUGUCCGAGGCGGUGCAGGCCGCCUGCAUGUUGCGAUACCAGAAGUGCUUGGUAGCCAGGCCGCCUUCGCAGAAAGUGCGGCCGCCUCCUCCACCAGCGGACUCAGUGACCAGAAGAGUCACAACCAAUGUAAAACGCGGGGUCCUGUCCCUCAUUGACACUUUGAAACAGAAACGCCCGGUCACAGAAACACCAUAGCUGCAGAUGGUAGAGGAUUCUGUAACACUGACCCGAAGACCGAACAGCUACACUAAAGAUGAAGAACUGAUGCCUGGCCUUCCAUUCGGCUGCUGAUGCUUUGUCUUCAGAGAACUUAUCCUUAACCAAACAGUGUUAGACAAGCAUGUUCUCUCGUCUUGCCACCGUCAUGUGAUAGGAAAAGAAGCAUGACUAAUUUUUUUUGCUGUCAGUAAGUUACACCAUGAGCAGUGGAAGGUCUUUCUCUUAUUGUAAAUAUCGUGAACAUUACUUAACUUCACACACACAGAGAAGAAUGUGGCCACACCCCUCCCCAUGAACUGAUGCUGAGUCCCUGGAGUGAAUGACGCCUGGAUCAGUUCUGUUGUCCUCCCGACUGGAUCUGUCACAACAACUUUAAGUCCCACAGCACUCUGCCCCGUUUUCCGCGUUGGAGUAGACACUGUGUACUAGAAACCAUUGAAAUGCUGUAAAAAUAGGAUGAUGAGUUUUCGUGUUCGUUACUCAUAAUGUCGAACCUUUUGGUUGACAAAGUUGGCUGUUGGCAUCAGUGUGGAGGCCAGCUGGUGGCUUUCUGUGACAAGCUCUUUGACACACAGACACCGUUCCGUGUCUACUCAUGUCAUGUCAAACAGCUGUUUGUGGGGUAUUGGAAAAAAGUGAAACUCAAAAUUGAAAACAAACCAAAUUUCAGAAAUUAAAAUCAAGCAAAAAUAGCCUUUCUUUUCAGAUGGUUUUCAAACUGAUUAAGAGGUUAACAAAGUCAUAAUGCAUUUUGGAUGGGACAUACUCAAACUUCUGCCUUAUUAUUGUACAAUGCAGCUAGAGAAUUAAAGUUCAUUAGGGCCAUUCUCUACAUAAACCACAUUAAAAUGAAAUAUUCCUCGGAAGCCUUUUUUCCUUAGUUCAGCAAUUAGCCAAUAUGCAAUUUGCAUUUGAAGAAAUGUCACCUGUAGUUUAGGUCAUCACCGUGAUGUUUUGUUGGUCCACUUCCUAAGUACACAUUCUGCUAGGAUUCUGCAUCUAGCUCAGUCUUACCCUAAUGCUGUUUGUCCAGAAAGCUGUCUGUCCAUCAUGUAUUUUCCAUGGCAACAAAUUACAUUAAAUUGAACCUGCUUGAAUUUAUGUAUUUACUUUUAGAAUUUGUUGGACUCCACUAGAUAUAUUUUUAAAUUUAUAUUUUUUUCCAUUAUAUUUUCAAGAUUAAAAAAUUUCAUAUCAGAGCAAAAUGUACAUAAGAGCAAUGUACUGCUUAGUAAGUUUCCCAAAACUGGAGCUUUCCUGCUCCUCCGUCUAGAUAUGAAACUUAGCUCCAAGGUUCAGAUUUAGACCCUUGUUAACAUUGUUUUCCAAGAGAUUUGCUGAAGAGAUCCAUCUAAACUUCAGUCGUGUUUACUUUUAAUGUCAAAAUCAACACUUCACAAUAUCCAGUGAUAAAAGUAACUGCUUUAUGUUUAUCCUCUGCUGUGUGCCUGUCAAAUGGUUUUCACAUUCUCACCACACUUGAGCCUUAUAAGGGAGAGAAGGCACCAAACACAUUGGAGAAAUACAAACACGAAGCUCCCAGAGGCUCAGUCGCCUAGACUCAGGUCUCGAAAAAGUCAGGGUCCAUGCUUCCUAACUCCCAGUUUUCAGUUACACCGUCUCCACGCCAGCCAGGAUGUCUUUCCACAGUUCCUUGGGGCACACCCAGUUACUGUCCAGAAGUCUCAGAAUUCCCUGUGCAGGCAGGGGCAUACGCGGUGGUAUGAGUCAUACACCCCUGCUUCCUCUCAGCCCAGGACUGUUCUGCAGCAUGUGUCAGACAGGUCGCCGAGGACAGUGCACCUGCAGUACACGGCCUGCUCAACCCGGGAGAUCCUCCAGAGGUGAUGUGCCACGUGGCAGAGGCCUUCCCGCCCUGUUCCCUCUCGGAGUCCUGGAAUGUUGCUAGCACCUUAGUGUUAGGGCAGACAAGAUGCCACUCUACAUAUAAAUUACACUUCUCGCCAGCCUGUACACUUCUGUCUGAAGUAACCAGUACCAUCUUAAGGAGUUACUGCAUUAAGAAAGUCCUCCCCGUGCCCUUUGAAAGCUGUUUGAAAUUCAGAGAUGAUCAUCUUCCACCUUGAUCCCCACACUGAAACAUUUUAGUAUGAUAAACUUCAAAGUCCUGACAACUGAUACGCUUUUAUCUUGGAAAUCUCUACCGGAGCCCCCUGUUCCUUUUAAGGCAUAUGUUUGUUCGUUUUCAGGGUCAAGAAUACUGAGCUAGCUUUAAGUAGCAAACUGACUUAUAUAUGCAAUUAUAGGAUACAUUAAGAUGAAUGACAGCCUCUACAUAUUGAAAACUUUACCGCAGAUACUUUGUUUUGAAGAUAGCUUUGCAUACUAAAUGCGAUUUUGUAAAAUCAUUAUGUUAAACAGUAUGUUCAGACACUUUCUGCCAUGGCCAAAAAGUAUGUAUGGAAGCGCGCGUGUACUCCUCCGUGAAAGGGUGCCGGCGUGGUACCUGACAUUGUAGCGACACUUCGGUUAUCUAUGCAUUCUUCCUAUCUGUGAUUCGGUAGACAGGCAGCCAUGGUCACGAUGCCUCGUGUGUCUUAUCAUUUUUUUAAUUAACUUGUUAAAUACAGCUUAAAAUAUUUUUAUUUAUUCUAUUUUUACUGAAAUAUACUGCAUUAUUGUGUUAAUGUAUUAUCUUUACUGGAUAUUCUCUCAGUGAACUAUAUACAUUGCCUAAAAGGUGGUUUUGUAAUGAUUUGUAGUCACAUUUUUAUUGGAAUAUGUAGAAGAAAAGGCAAAAUGCUUAAAGUUCCUUUUAUUUUUUAAAAGCAGCCAGAUAGACACAGACUCGCCACCUCAUGUACGUGCUCCUUGGCAGCAUCCAGGGGAAUGGCCAACACGCCUACGGCUCCUGUUUUUACUUUGCGAACUAAAGCACUGCUUGGUGCUUCGUUUUUAUAUCUGUCCCAACGUGUGCGAUCUCAUCUGAAAGACAGACACGUGUCCACCUGCCCUGUGUGUCUGCCCAUCGCUAACUAGAACCAUUGUUUUUUGUUUGUGUCUUCCUGCAUGAAGGGACAUUAGACUCAUUUCCAUUAAAAUAAGUUCUUGCUGGUAACCUGUUGGCACUGCUACUUUUUUAAAAAUCCCACUCUAUGAUUUUAUGAUGGUCACUGGUAAAAUUAUUCUACAGAACGUCAUUUAGUAAAAGCCCUAAGUCUUUCCUCCUUUUCUUGUGUGACGCUCGUUUUCAUAAGCAUUGCAACACAGACUCAGGAGUUCAUAAGCAACUCGAAGAGCAUUUCCCUCAUAUUCGCACAAUUUAACUAGUAAAACUCUUCACACUCUGGUUUGUCAGGCUCCCCGAACACACAGCUAACAGGUGUGCUAUGGAACCAGUAAAAUGAAGUGUAUCUGAGCUCCAGGGAGAAAGAUACUGCUCACGCUUUAUCCGUGAGAGUGCUCUCUGCCCGCCGGAGCAGCUCAUCCUGAAGGAACAUCUGGUUUUGCUUUCUGCCCAUUUAGUUGUCGACCACUUCCACACAUUUAAAUGUAAUAUGUUGCGAGAAUAAA